AUGGAAAUCACUCUUCUCUCUUCCCCUUCCCCAAUCCAUCGUCGUCUUUACCUCCGCCACAGAGCAGCGAGAUUCUUCGCCGGACCCUCUUCCACCCUUUUGGGUACUCAUGGUCGAACAACAAGUUACAAGCACCCAAUUUUGAGGACUUCGUAUCAAGCUCCUCAAUUUAGCAUGCAAGGAAUCUCCAAGAAGCUUGAAAAUGUAUCAUGGUUAUUUGAUAGUCCUAAAUUGUUUAUUCGGAAUAAAUUCCGCAGAGAUGUAGUUGUGAGAUCUGAACUUACUUCAGCUGGGUCUGCUGAAGAUGGCUAUUUAUUACCCGAGCUGAAAGUGGAAUCUAAAGUCAGGGGAGCUUGCUUUUAUGUUGUCACAGCCUUCAGUGCCAUAUUUCUUUUUGUACUGAUGGUGGUUGGACAUCCAUUGGUGCUCUUGUUUGAUCGCUACCGAAGAAAGUUCCACCAUUUUAUUGCUAAAAUGUGGGCUGCACUGACUGUAGCGCCAUUUUUCAAAAUUGAAUUUGAGGGAUUGGAGAAUCUGCCUCCUCCAGAUACUCCUGCUGUGUAUGUUUCGAAUCAUCAGAGUUUUCUAGAUAUAUAUACUCUUCUUACGUUAGGAAGAAGCUUCAAGUUCAUUAGCAAGACUGGGAUAUUCCUCUUUCCAAUAAUUGGCUGGGCAAUGUUUCUUUUGGGCGUAAUUCCUUUGAAGCGCAUGGACAGCCGAAGCCAGCUGGACUGUCUUAAACGAUGCAUGGAUUUUAUCAAGAAAGGAGCCUCUGUUUUUUUCUUUCCAGAGGGUACACGCAGUAAAGAUGGCAAACUAGGCACAUUCAAGAAGGGUGCUUUCAGUGUAGCUGCAAAGACAAAUGCACCACUUGUACCUAUUACUCUUAUUGGAACUGGUCAAAUCAUGCCUGCCGGAAAGGAGGGUAUAGUGAACGUAGGUUCCGUAAAAGUGGUUAUACAUAAACCUAUUCUUGGAAAAGAACCUGACAUGUUAUGCAAAGAGGCUAGGAAGACAAUCGAAAGUGCACUGACUCAGAGCUGA
Sphenostylis stenocarpa is the source of this 1044-nucleotide messenger RNA. The record is from the annotation of a GenBank genome assembly. NCBI's taxonomy places the organism in Eukaryota, Viridiplantae, Streptophyta, Magnoliopsida, Fabales, Fabaceae.